Messenger RNA from Danaus plexippus (monarch butterfly), 1893 nucleotides. Its product is annotated as putative fatty acyl-CoA reductase CG5065. Bases 139 to 1626 code for a protein of 495 amino acids. Gene Ontology annotation, molecular function: alcohol-forming very long-chain fatty acyl-CoA reductase (NADP+) activity. The transcript has 13 exons. Lineage: Eukaryota; Metazoa; Arthropoda; Insecta; Lepidoptera; Nymphalidae. The record is from RefSeq and is a predicted model, not a curated record. Gene Ontology annotation, cellular component: peroxisome. Gene Ontology annotation, biological process: long-chain fatty-acyl-CoA metabolic process.
ACACGUAUUUUUAUACGCUUUCAUUAUCGAUGUCAAACUUACUUGAUAAUUGGUUACAGCGAGUCCGAACUCAACAACUCCUCUCUAUACCCAGAAGUUAGAUCUGUUGAUAGCAAGUUACCUGAUCAAUAUUUUACAAUGACGCCAUCUAUUGGCGUUGCUGAGUUUUACAAAAACAAAACAAUAUUCGUCACCGGGGGUACUGGUUUCUUGGGGAAAGUUUUGGUGGAGAAGCUGCUGCGAUGCUGUCCAGAUUUAAAGAGGAUAUAUUUAUUAAUGCGACCAAAGAAAGGGCUGAACGUUAACGAGAGAAUCGAUGAUUACUUCAACUGUAGGGUUUUCGAAAUCAUUCAUGAGAAAUCACCUAAGAUUUUCGACAAGGUCACUGUAAUUCCUGGAGACAUUCUCCAACAUAACCUUGGCAUCUCUAUUGAAGAUUGGGAAAAAUUACAGCGCGAAACUGAGAUUGUGUUCCACUGUGCUGCCUGCGUUAGAUUUGAUAUGCCUAUCCGUGAUGCUGUAAACUUGAACACUCUGGGCACUGACAGGGUUUUGAAGCUAGCUGAUGAUAUGGAGAAGCUGGAGGUGUUCCUCCACGUGUCUACAUCAUACUGUCGAAGCGAUUUACAAAAGUUGGGAGAGCGUCUAUAUCCAGCUAAGCAUAGACCACAGGAUAUCAUAGACAUCGUCAAAUGGAUGGACGACGAGCUUCUGGCACUCAUACAGCCAAAAUUAAUUGAGCCACAACCGAACACGUAUUCUUACACGAAAUCAUUAAGUGAAGACCUCGUUGCUCAAAAAGCGGGGAAGUACCCCAUUGUGAUAGCAAGGCCAUCUAUUGUGACUGCCGCCGAAAAGGAACCUCUACCAGGUUGGGUGGACAAUAUGAAUGGACCCACGGGACUUUUAGUGGGUUGCGGAAAAGGCGUUAUACGCACCAUGCAUUGUCAUGCGUCGUACCAAGCAGAUGCCGUUCCCGUUGAUUACGUGGCGAACGCUUGCGUUCUUCUGGGAUACCUCACAGCUAUCGACAAACCAAAAGAGAUCAGGGUUUGUAACAUCACGCAAUCCGACCAAAAUCCUAUCACAUGGGACGAAGCCAUUAAUCUGGGUCGUGUCCACUUGCACGAGUAUCCAUCCUCCGUCUGUCUGUGGUAUCCCGGCGGAUCGACCAAGAACUCCAAACUUCACCAUAUGAUAGCAUCGUUCUUCUUUCACCUCCUGCCAGCGUAUUUCAUUGAUCUACUCAUGCUUCUGAUGGGAAAGAAGACAUUCAUGGUGAAAGUGCAAAAACGCGUGAGUUACGGCAUGAAUGUGCUUGAAUACUACACAACAAACGAGUGGUUUUUCGAAAAUGAUUUCUACAAAUCUCUGAAAACAAGAAUAUCAAAGCAGGAUAACGAAGUUUUUUACACGGAUUUUUCGACAUUCAAUUGGAGCGAUUACAUGCGGAAAUACAUGAAGGGAGCCAGAGAAUUUUGUUGUAAAGAGGACCCUAGUACUCUACCCCAAGCGAGGAAACUUCUAAAUCGGUUGUACUGGUUGGAUAAGUUCAUGAAGUUCCUCUUGCUCUCUCUUUUCGCUUACUUCAUGUACAACAGUGUAGCGAAGAAGAUUAUGCUGUAAUGUUUAAAAAUACGUCAUAUUUUCUUGUAUUUUUUCAUAUAUAUAUAUUGUAUGUCUCCUGUCAGCGACUAUGAUGAAAUGGACAAUAUUUGAUUUGUUUAUCAGCUAUAAAGAAUUGAUACACGAAUUAAAAUUGAAUAUUAUAUGUAACGAGUAGAUUUGUAUAAAGUUAAUAAAAAUGUUCUUAUAUAUAAAUGUUUACAUAUAACUUUAUAUUAUAUCUUAAUCAGAUUAUUAUAAUUUCAGCUAUUAAAAUAUUUUACUCGU